UUAGGGAUUUUAUGUUUUUAGUGUUGACAGCUUUGAAAUUAUCAAUUUGACAAGCUCUGCUAAAAGGUGGUUUUUGUCAAAGUGAAAAUAGAUAAUCGGUAAUAUUUAAUAUUUUACCGGAGAGAAGUUUUGGAACUGACAAUUUAGUGAUUCAUUAAAUCAUGGCGGCCCCGUCAACCGGUGUGGUUGUGCCACGAAAUUUCCGACUUCUUGAAGAACUUGAAGCUGGCCAGAAGGGAGUAUCAGAUGGAACCAUAAGUUGGGGUCUGGAAAAUGAUGAUGAUAUGACUUUAACCCAUUGGAUGGGCAUGAUAAUUGGGCCCCCCAGGACACCAUACGAAAACAGGAUGUACUCAGUGAAAAUUGAAUGUGGUCAGAAAUACCCAGACGAAGCUCCCACUGCAAAGUUUAUUUCUAGGAUUAACAUUAACUGUAUCAAUAGCAACAAUGGAGUGGUGGACAACAGGCUGGUCCCUGUGUUGGCAAGGUGGCAAAGGGACUACACCAUCAAAACCGUGUUGCAAGAGUUGCGCAGACUCAUGACACUGAAGGAGAACAUGAAGUUGACGCAGCCUCCCGAGGGCAGCUGUUUCUAGCCCGUGCGCCAAAUAAACACGUCCCCCCUGCCCUCUGUUGCCACCCGCCCGCCAAGCGUGGACCCCUGCACCACUCAGUCAUGCUGUCUUUUAUAAGCAAAAUAAAAGAUUGUCUUUCUGUCUAUUUUCCGUAUGGUUUCAACUGCAGUUACCUUAAUCCAUUCAGGGCGAUCAAAAUGGCAACGAGGGCCUCAGUAAAUGUACAGCUUUGUGGUUUAUAUAUUGCUAAAUAAAUUCAUUAUCUCUAGGCCCUACAAUUUAGAUUUGCCAUAAGUUUAUACCUACUAUAAAACAAACAAAAAAUACCUUUAUAGAGCUGUAUCUGUUCAUAACAUGGUUUUACUAUAGGAUGUGUAAUUGCUGUUAUUUAAUGCAGGAUUAUUUUAUAAAUGUUAUAAUUUUGUGACUACGGCCACAAUAAAAUAAAUUUGUAAUUCUCUUAACAUGUAUUAUUUUGUACUAUAGUAGCUAUAGCUACUGUACAUCUAAUUAUACAUUCAAAACAUUUUUAUAUUUACUUAGUAUAGGAAUUAAUCUUUAAUAAUUAUUUCACCUUUCACUCAUACAAUGUAGAUGUAUUCUUUAUUUUGAAUAAACAACUACUUUAUGUAGAUGGACACACUAAUACAAUUUUUCGCUCGUUAUUCGGAUAUUCUACCAAUUUAACUGUAAUUUAUUAUUCAAAUAUAGCUUUUAAAUUUA
Messenger RNA from Brassicogethes aeneus, 1298 nucleotides. The record is from the annotation of a GenBank genome assembly. NCBI's taxonomy places the organism in Eukaryota, Metazoa, Arthropoda, Insecta, Coleoptera, Nitidulidae.